Durotheca rogersii is the source of this 1913-nucleotide messenger RNA. RefSeq names its product tetratricopeptide. NCBI's taxonomy places the organism in Eukaryota, Fungi, Ascomycota, Sordariomycetes, Xylariales, Xylariaceae. The transcript is spliced from 4 exons. The record is from RefSeq and is a predicted model, not a curated record. Gene Ontology annotation, biological process: protein folding in endoplasmic reticulum. Gene Ontology annotation, molecular function: protein binding. Bases 338 to 1291 code for a protein of 317 amino acids. Gene Ontology annotation, cellular component: EMC complex.
CCUAGGCAGGGUCAGCUCCAGCUGUCCUGACCGGCCAGCCAGGAACAUACAUCCCAAGGCUGCCUCGGGGACGAAAAGCCGUCCUCAUCCAUCUCAGCUUGACCAGCUCACCUACAACUCCUCAGAUACUUAAAUCGUGGUCGGCAUGAGACAUUGAUGUCUUGACGCGUAUAGCUGCAUUCCAUCCUCAGUGAAUACCUAGCAACGGCAAUCGCAACGGCGACGACGACGAUAAUCCUGCCGUGGAGAAGGAUAUUGAUACGGGAGCGGAUAGUAGGUGUAUUGGGGUAAACAUCCGAUCUUCUCGUCCGAGGCAGAUUAAGCGGUUGUCACCACCAUGUCUUCCCUUCUCCAUCCACCUACUCAGUUACCCCCCGCCCUGGUCCUGCGCAAUUCGCAGCAGGCCCCGACCAUACUCAAGUCCUCGGGCGUCAUCCCGAUGAAUCUACUCACCGACCCGGAAACCCCUGAGCUAUGGACUAUAUUCGAGAACCUACUAUUAUCGUGCCUUCAAUCCGGAGAUGACGAGUCGGCCCGUGGAUGCUUGACAAAGUUGGUAAAGAGGUUUGGCGACGACAAUGAACGAAUCCAGGCUUUGAGAGGCCUCCUCAGGGAAGCUCAAGCUCAAGAUACUGCCACCUUGGACGCGAUUCUAAAGGAGUACGACGAGACGUUACAGGGCAACCCGACCAAUAUUCCCAUAUUAAAGCGCCGGGUGGCCCUCCUGCGGUCUAUGGAACGGGUAUCCGAGUCCAUCGGUGCUCUGAUAUCGCUUCUUGACAUCUCCCCCACGGAUGCGGAAGCAUGGGCCGAGCUUGCCGAUCUCUACUUCUCUCAAGGGUUGUACUCGCAAGCUAUCUAUUCGCUCGAGGAGGUUCUGGUCUUGCAGCCAAAUGCCUGGAAUGUACAUGCUCGUCUAGGUGAGAUACUCUUAGUUGCUGCAAAGCCCGUCGGCAACCUGGGUCAAUUGAGCGAGGCCCUGAAGCGAUUCAGCCGAAGCAUCGAGCUAUGCGACGACUAUUUACGGGGCUAUUAUGGCCUUAAGCUAACGGCAAAGCAACUCCUGGCAAUCGCGCCAAAGGUGUCGUCGUCGGACCGGCCAAAUUCUGAUGGAUUUUCUAUCCCUGAUGUGACCACGCUACGCAAACUAGAUGAGGUGGCUACCGAGAAACUCGCGGAAAUCGUGCGGCGUCGCUCAUCAGGGGAAAAGGGUUGGCAAGGCUAUGAUGAAGCCGAGAUUAAGGCGGCCCGCGAACUCCUCGACAGCGAUUCAGCGGCGACUGCUCGAUAAGGGAAACCGACGGGACUAGUGAUUCGCCAACCAUGCUCCCUCGAUCUUGACUCACAUGGGCGCGCGUCUCACGAGAGAUUACAAGCCAUUAUGCGGCUAAUAAAGAGGGCCUUGCAUUCUGGUAUGCACAGAAUCGAAAUCCCCAAUUGGUGCACAAAAUAGACGGAUUCACAUCGGGAAGAUCGGUGGACCUCUACGCAGACAGACGUGUCUCCCCCCCGUCCACUAUUCCCUCUCCCACAUGCCGGUUUGGCCAAGGACAAGUCGUCCAGGCGGUCACCUUACUGGAUGGACGGUCCUACAAUACGACUGGCACGUGGCUCCAGUCGCACGACCUGCGUUGUCGUAAGUGGGAAGGGGGCGGUACUGCAAUUGAGCGAACGGGAAGGCGGCCAGGUGGCGCACAUAUACAUAUGCUACCUAUAGCAUCUUAUAUCAGAUUUCGGCGCUUUACAGCGGAUUGCUUAUUAUCACGGUGAUGCUGCUUAUUGUUACAGUAAUCCACCUAUGCCAUUUCGAUUUUAGUGAGAUCUUAUCAAUACUUGUUCGAUAAGAUAACUACAAGAAUUAAAUGGAAAUUAUCACUUGAUAUAUUACUUUAUAUGGGAAAUAAGGAAGCAUG